AGUCUGUAGUUUUGCUAAUGCACGCUCGUAUGAUUGUUUAAAUGAUUUAUCAUUUUUCAGGAGUCUUCUGUACUUGAUGAAUUCGGCCAAUACUGGGUCAUUGCUAGGCAGGAGGGCUUUCACCAUGUAGACUGUAGAUUCUGUAUCUAAGCUCACAACUGAUGCUAAUUCUCGUAAUCGCUUGUUCUGCAAUGGCUGCCCUUUUUCAACACAAACCCCUGAAGAAACAUUCCUUUGGAAAAAGCAAGUCUAACAUAGAGAGAAAACAGAAUGGCAUCAGCUUUACCUGUAUCUUGUCCACCACCAUUGUUUGACUGUGACAUUAGGGAACCCGCCGAAUUUCCUAUUCCUUUUGAGUCAACAUUGUUUACUAGAAAUACCUGUCUCUUGUCCAAUGCCAUCACCAUCAUCACCACCAUGACCAUCACCAACAUCAUGACCAUCACCGACAUCAUGACCAACACCAACAUCAUGACCAUCACCGACAUCAUGACCAACACCAACAUCAUCAUCACCCUCAUGACCAGCACCAUGACCACCAUGACCACCAACACCAUCAUCACCAUGACCACCAACACCAUCACCACCAACACCAUCAUCACCAUGACCACCAACACCAUCACCACCACCACCAUCACCACCAACACCAUCACCACCAUGACCACCAACACCAUCAUCACCAUGACCACCAACACCAUCACCACCACCACCAUGACCACCAACACCAUCACCACCAUGACCACCAACACCAUGACCACCAACACCAUCACCACCAUGACCACCAACACCAUCACCACCAUGACCACCAACACCAUCACCACCAACACCAUCACCACCAUCACCACCAACACCAUCACUACCAUCACCACCAACACCAUUACCACCAUGACCAUGACUUCCAUAACCAAGUCCAUCUACAUGCCCAUCAUCACCACCAUCAUUACCAUGUUCAUCAUCACAAUCACUUGUCAUUCGGAAAUACCUUUCUCUUGUCCAAUGCCAUCAUCAUCAUCACCACCAUCAUCACCAUGCCUUUGACCACCAUUAUCGUCACCAUCAUCAUCACCAAGUCCAUCAUCACCACCAUCAUCACCAUGCCCAUCAUCAC
Molecule: messenger RNA, 1108 nt
Organism: Saccostrea echinata
Lineage: Eukaryota; Metazoa; Mollusca; Bivalvia; Ostreida; Ostreidae
Exons: 6
Coding region: 271-1038 (255 amino acids)
Source: RefSeq, a predicted model, not a curated record